Hypoxylon fragiforme is the source of this 2201-nucleotide messenger RNA. Its product is annotated as kinase-like protein. Lineage: Eukaryota; Fungi; Ascomycota; Sordariomycetes; Xylariales; Hypoxylaceae. Bases 561 to 2036 code for a protein of 491 amino acids. Gene Ontology annotation, biological process: protein phosphorylation. The record is from RefSeq and is a predicted model, not a curated record. The transcript has 7 exons. Gene Ontology annotation, molecular function: protein kinase activity; ATP binding; protein binding.
CUAAGGUACUCGGCAUAGUUGUUAGGUAAUAAAAACUGUUGUUUGCUCGCUUGCUCCUUCCUCAUCUAUGAUUGCUUCUAUAAUAGGGCAAUCUCUUGAUUAUUUUAUUUUAUUUUACUGCUUUUUACUAAAUAACUAGGUAUGUACUACCAGUCAUAGGUACUACCUACUAGGUAGUCGCCAUGUAAUGAAUACUCCUUCCAAGAAUAACAGAUAUGGGCAAUGGGCAUACAUAAUGAAGAAUCUUGGAAGGUACUAUGUAGGUACGGUUGGGUUGACUUGUCUUUCACUUUGAAAUCAGAAUUCUAUAAUACCUAAAACUUUGUAACCUCUUUCUUUUCUUCAGGUUGGUUUCAUUAUUGAACUCGAUUCAAAUUGAGUCAAAUCUAUAGGUAUGCACAAACUUCAAUGUUGUGCUUCUAGUAUAUCAUUAUCCCAAACAUCCUAGGUACCUACUACCUAUUCCAGCAGAAACUCGGUUACUAGUAACUUACUACUCGACACAACUAUGUUUGAUAUUCAUCCUUCCUCUAUCGUCACUCCAGCAUUGUGUGUCCACUAUGGCCCAUCAAAUCGCGCAGAUAUCAUGCUGGGUCGAUGUGGACCAACCAGAAGGUUCUAACCCGCCAGGCUUCUCUGUGAAUGCCUCACCAGGAGACAAAGCGAGCCGCCGCAACUCGCAGCAAUUCAUAGACUUCCCCUUAUUCGUAGGGAAAGUUGUAUCUGUUGGACGUGACCAUCAUGAAAAUGAUAUCUCAAUAAACCAUCCUUAUAUCUCAAGGAAACACUUGGUCAUAUAUUCAGUCGUCUAUGACCCAGAAGAUACCCAGAAUCAGCCACCCCUGCUAUACGUUCGGGACUGCCAGUCUCUUGGAGGUACCUACGUGGAUGAAAAAUGCAUUGGCAAAAGAGAAAACGGCAUUUCAUCAGGCUUCUAUCUCAGCCGAGAUGUCGUGAUAACUAUCAAGCCUUACUGGAAAUUUCGGGUAUCUCUUCUGCAAGACACUGAGUUCAAAACUCCGUUGACUGCAAUUCAACUGAAGGAAUCUAGUCUUUUUAGUGACCGAUACAUAAUUACCAACCGAGUUCUAGGUAGUGGGGCCUACGCCUCAGUUCAUCUAGCUGUUGAUGCAAAGACGGGAAAACAACUGGCCUGUAAAAUCCAUGACUUUGAUCGUCUUAGACGAUUUCCUCAUGCGCAAGACCUUAUACGACAUGUUAUACAUGAAACUGAUCUACUUGGGAAGCUGAGGCAUUAUAACCUCCCUACAUUCGAAUACGCUUUUCGUUCAAAGCAUAGUCUCUACACCUUUUCUGAACUGGCGACUGGCGGUGAUCUCUUUUCCAUGCGCGCAGUCCAUGGAGCCUUUUUAGAGAAGAACUGCAAAUUUAUCAUCCAGCAGAUCGUGAAUGCUGUACGCUAUCUCCACAAAGGAAGCGUUGCACAUCGUGACUUAAAGCCAGAAAAUAUAUUCUUUGCUACAGGACCAGACAUAAAAAGCCGAGUUAUUGUAGGCGACUUGGGUUUCGCAAGAUCCACAGCUUCGGGUCGUAUGGCUAGCCGGGUAGGGACGAAUGAGUACAUGGCCCCAGAGAUUGAACUUAGCUAUGUACAUGAUAUAGCUGUUGAUAUGUGGUCUCUUGGCAUGAUCGCCUUGUUUCUGUUAAUACCCGUUGGCAAGUUUGCGCCUAGCAGCCGUGUUAGGGUAAGCCAAGUAGCGAUUGACCAAUGGCUUAACAUUGUCUUCGAAGACUUGCCUCAUCAAAGGUUAAGCACACCUUGCCGGGAUUUCAUUCGGUCUUGCUUGAUGUUUGAGCCUGAGAGCAGGCUAAAAGCAGCAGAAGCGAAACGUCAUCCUUGGUUUCGUCAAGAGCCGGAUAGAGGAGAAUUCAAAGUCCUCGUCCAGGAAACCGUUGAGGGCAGCGAGACGGUAGUACUGGCCACUCGACCGCCUCAACGAGGCCAAAUAAGAGAGGGCACGAAUGCAUUGAUUCAGGCGAGAAGGAUUACGAAAAGUCUCGUCACUUUGCCAUAGCAGAUAUAAAUACAGCCAAGCGAUUCAAAAAUUCCACAUUGAUUUGUGAAUGCCCCUCCGCCGCCGCCCAAAACAACAUCGCUCGCGCAGGUUUGGACGAAAACAUAGGUACGGUUUUAUUGAGUCCUGGCCCAGUUAUUCAAUAAGAAAUAUGUCAAUCACUAG